GGGGGUCAAUGAGGAUCUGCUCCCUCCCAAUUAACCCCUUGUGGCCCGCAGGGAAGGAAUACGCCAAGGCCGACAGCCGCUACAUGACGAGCGAUGACUUCACGGUGGCCAUGGAGUCGGUGACAGCGUGGGCUUGGGGACCCCUCAGCUUCCUCACCUUCCUCGCUUUCCUAUGCCGUCAUCCGGCCCGCUUCGUGCUGCAGCUCAUCGUCUCCCUCGGGCAGCUCUACGGGGACAUCCUUUACUUCGCCACGGAGGCGCGGGCGGGUUGGACCCACAGCGACCCCCGCCCGCUUUAUUUUUGGGUGUACUUUGUGGGGCUCAAUGGGAUCUGGGUGGUGGUGCCCGCCGCCCUCAUCGCCGAUGCCUGCAAACACCUCUCAGCUGCCCAGCGUGCCCACGACAGCCCCCGGCAGAAGGCACAUUGACCCCCAGGACUCCUUUGGUCCCGACCCAGAAGCCCCACAGCCCCCCACAUUCGGACCUGAGACCUUCGGAGCACCCUUGGUUGCACCCAAGACCUCUGCAGCCACCU
Molecule: messenger RNA, 535 nt
Organism: Meleagris gallopavo (turkey)
Lineage: Eukaryota; Metazoa; Chordata; Aves; Galliformes; Phasianidae
Source: RefSeq, a predicted model, not a curated record